Messenger RNA from Funneliformis caledonium, 528 nucleotides. The record is from the annotation of a GenBank genome assembly. NCBI's taxonomy places the organism in Eukaryota, Fungi, Glomeromycota, Glomeromycetes, Glomerales, Glomeraceae.
AUGGCAAUAACGUUAAUUUCAACACCGCCUGCAGUAAUUACACGUGAACAGGCACGACAAAUGCAACAAAAUCCUCCAGAAAAUGGUAUAAUAGGACCAAUUGCUCGUCAUACGCAACAUAAUGUCCGCGCACUGUUUACUCCACCUGCUGCUGAUGAAAUGUUAGGUAAAGGAACAUUAUGGGUAACUGAAAGUAAACUGUAUUUUUAUUCUUGGGAUACAAAUAAUGGACUAGCGAUUGAUUAUCCUACUAUAAUAAUACAUGGUAUAUCAAGACAACCAGCAUCGGAUGGUACAGGUCCGAGUAUUUAUACACAGUUAGAUGAAAAAUUAAAUACAUUCGGUAGAACUUCACAAACUGCUACACGAGAGGGUGUAGAUGAAGAGGAAGAGGAAGAUCAUACAUCCGAACUUAAGUUUAUUCCUGAUGAUAUCGGUGCACAAUCUAUUGUUAAUAAUUCUAAUAAUCAACAACAAAAUGAUUAUGAUGAAGAAAUGUUUCAAGAUGCUGAAGAAGACAAAAAAUGA